This is a messenger RNA of Hippocampus zosterae (dwarf seahorse), 2246 nucleotides long. It is a transcript of the gene hmx1, whose product is annotated as H6 family homeobox 1. Gene Ontology annotation, molecular function: DNA-binding transcription factor activity, RNA polymerase II-specific; RNA polymerase II transcription regulatory region sequence-specific DNA binding. Lineage: Eukaryota; Metazoa; Chordata; Actinopteri; Syngnathiformes; Syngnathidae. The transcript has 2 exons. Gene Ontology annotation, biological process: negative regulation of DNA-templated transcription; regulation of transcription by RNA polymerase II. Bases 157 to 1050 code for a protein of 297 amino acids. Gene Ontology annotation, cellular component: nucleus. The record is from RefSeq and is a predicted model, not a curated record.
CCGUCCCAGCAGCGACUCGUCGUCCCAGCACAGCGCUAAAGCAGCGAUGCUUCACAUGCCCGCUUGGACUUUUCGGACGUUGUUUUAACGCCAAAUGGAGACGGGAUUGCUUUGCUAAAUAUAUGUGUAUAUUUUGCUCGGCGAAAUUUGGAAAACAUGCAGAAGAAGCUGACGGACACCCAGAGUCCUCUAUUGUCAUCAUCGAGGGCGUCGUCUUUUUUCAUCGAGAAUCUACUGGCGCCGGGGCCACACGAGCGGGAUUCCCCUUCUGAAAGCGGCCGAUGUGGAGCUGCGUUGCGGGCGGACUCGGUCAGCCCGGUCUCGCACGCGCGGGGCGGCGUCAUGUUUACGCCGGCGCCGGAUGGCUGCGGCGGCUCGGCCUCGUCCCUCUGCACGGAGCCGCUGGUAAACUGGUACGCCGGGAACGCGGGCUUGCUCUGCAGAGCUUUGGACGCACCGGGCAGUCCAUCUGUGAACACGAGGUGCGAGGACAACUGCUGCUCGGUGUCGACCAGUGACAGAAGUUCCCCCGCCGUAUCCGAACCGAUCACAGACGACAGCUAUGAGUCGGACAGGAAAUUAAGCGAUGGCAACUUGAUUGGCGACCACGACGAGGCUCAAAGUGGCUUCGAUGCGCCCUCUGACUCGAAUCGGACCCGGAAGAAGAAAACCCGUACUGUGUUCAGCCGAAGCCAGGUUUUCCAACUGGAGUCCACCUUCGACGUGAAACGGUACCUGAGCAGUUCGGAGCGGGCCGGCCUGGCCGCGUCGCUCCACCUAACAGAGACCCAAGUCAAGAUCUGGUUCCAGAACCGCAGGAAUAAAUGGAAAAGACAACUGGCGGCGGAUCUUGAGGUUGUACACAUUCCUAACCCGAAUCAGAGGGUGGUCAGAGUCCCCAUUUUGUAUCACAGCGGACCCGGAGCCGGCUCCGCACUGGCUUUUAACUUGAACGGACAUCAGGUCUUCUCCAACUCCAUCACUUACCCCUUGUCCUCCUUGGCUCACUCCAUGAGCAUACUGAGGUCGCAGAUGAGCGGCUUGGUGUAAAGACAUAUCAAAGUAUAUUUUGCCAUUACGGUGCAAUAGCACGCAAUGUCGCGGGCAAUCGCUGAUAGCGUCAGAAGGAAACAUGUGACACAAAGUGAACUCAUGUUUGUGUAUUCAGUGUGCGUUUGUUUGCUACUGUCGGCAAAUAAUAACUUGUAAACGGAGUGCAAUGUACUCUGUUAAGCUAUUAACUAUUUUUUGCCAAACUUUUAUAAAAGAAAACACACACACACACACGCACGCACGCAGGCACGCGCACACAUUUUCAAUUUCAUCAUUUUUUCGCCCCACUCAAUAAAUGGAUAAAAAUACUGAUUCUUUUUUCUGUGUAUGGUCAGUGAUUAAAAUAUACCCAAUUUAUUAAAACAAAGUAAAUAGCAAAGAUUUGGGAACGCCAAAACGUCAAUGCUAUUCUGUACAUUUUUUUAACGUUACAAAUCAGACUCGUUGUUUCAAUCGUUUUUGACUGCAGAAUUAAAUUUAUCAAAAAUUAUCAACAGGUAAAUAACACCCAAACGCAAGUGGGCUCUUGAGCCUACUUCAUUCUUUUUUUUUUUAAGCGUCUGCAGUUCUGAUCGUUAUGAAUUAGGCUCAAAGUGUAGUCGAUAAAAAUGCAAUACAGUUUGAGAUUAUGAUUAUACUACACUGAGAUUAAACGUAAAACUGCAGCGGGUGUAUUACAUAGCUGGAGUUGUAAAAAAAAAUGAAAAUAAACAUUUGUGAGCAAAUAAAUCAAGAUUAAUAGCAAAAAGAUUCAGGUGAAUGCUGGUUUAUUGUCAUCCAGCAAACUAUUAUUUGAAAUCAUCACACAAUAUUUGAUCUAUCAAAAUAAAAAGUUUAAUUAAAGAGCGUCACGUGAAUGAAGUCUCAUUUUUCCGAAAUCAACCACAUCGGGCCCAACAUCCACAUUUGCACAACCAAAUGCGAUAAAGUGUGAAAUCUCAAAGGUUUGCCUUUCCAAGGACAAUAAUGCUGUUUUGACUAACACCACCAGAGAGAUAUGAAUUUAAUUGUCAUGCCUAUUCCUGUGUUUUGCACACACGAGGCCUAUUUGUAAAGAUACACGCGUGCGUGUUUCUAAUAUUUUUGGUUGCCGUAUUUACCUGCAAAACAAGGGCAAAAGUGUGAGGGAAUAUUCGUUUUUAGGCUUCUUAUUUUGAAGAGUUAUGCCGAUACACCAUCGCGCAGAGCGCAUG